CGAUCAUGUGCAAUUCGGCCUUUAUCACCAGUCAGCCCAUUAGUUCACAACCUUCCGGAUCACGAUUAGCCGUCGCUGAGUUUCUCACGGUGAACCACAACGUUAUGGAAUUGGAAUUAAUGGAAAAGAUAAAUGAAUUGACAGAAAUAUGUAAGGAGGUGGUUGUAAAAAUAGCAAAGGGUCCCAGAAAUAUGCGUCGGGGUGUUUUAAUGUCACUUCUGCAAGAGAGUGCGAAAUCCAUCCCCAUGUGGGUGGGGAGUGUUAAUGAAACUCCUCCUCCUCUCUGUGGGGCCAUCGGCGCCGGUAACAAUCUGGACACAAAUUUAGUCGCUCCUGGUGAUUACGUCGCUGCACUCGUGCCUGAUCUGGAGUGUCCCGAUGCAGAGUUCACGCCCAACGAAAGCUGGAUUCUUGCAGAAGUCAUUUCAUUUAACCGCGAAAAGCGCCAAUUCCAGGUUGAAGACGUAGAUGCAGAAGAAGGAAAAGUGCGCUAUACUCUAGAUCGUUCGAAAGUAAUAUUACUGCCGAAGUGGAAAGCUAAUCCUGUACUUAAUCCCGAUGCCAUUUUCCACAAAGGAACGCUGGUUCUCGCACUCUACCCCCAAACAACAUGUUUUUAUCGGGCCGUUGUGGAUACUUAUCCGGCUCACGCACACGAUGAAUAUUCCCUCUACUUUGAGGAUCCCAGCUAUCCAGAUGGGUAUGCUCCUUCCAUUCGCAUUCCACAACGCUACGUGAUCCUCUGUCCCGAAACUGAUCGCAGAACCGCACGACAUAGUCGAAAUCGAUUAUCAUACAAAAAAUCUUAG
Messenger RNA from Hydatigera taeniaeformis, 809 nucleotides. NCBI's taxonomy places the organism in Eukaryota, Metazoa, Platyhelminthes, Cestoda, Cyclophyllidea, Taeniidae. The record is from the annotation of a GenBank genome assembly.